Molecule: messenger RNA, 1219 nt
Organism: Papaver somniferum (opium poppy)
Lineage: Eukaryota; Viridiplantae; Streptophyta; Magnoliopsida; Ranunculales; Papaveraceae
Product: 29 kDa ribonucleoprotein A, chloroplastic-like
Exons: 4
Coding region: 91-921 (276 amino acids)
Cellular component (GO): cytosol
Molecular function (GO): mRNA binding
Source: RefSeq, a predicted model, not a curated record
CAGAAAUAUCAUUUCCCUCCUCCUCUCUCCCUUGCUCCUUCCCCUCCUCCAUAUCAAAACCUUAUCAGGAGCAUCUACACUGUUUGAGUCAUGGCUUCAUCUUCUUUAGUCCUCCCAUCAAUCUCUAUCAAAACCCUAGUUUUAUCCAAAACGGGAAGAAACACUUGUUUGUCUUUACCAUCUUCAACUCUUUGUCUUUCUUCUUCUCUCAAAACCAAACCCAUUUCGAUUUCUUCUUCAUUUCCAUCUAAUAAAGGGUGUUCAUCUUCUCGUUUUGUCACAAGGGUUGCUGCUGAAUUUGACCAAGCUUCUUCUGGUCGAGAUGAAACUAAUUUCUCUCCUGAUUUGAAGAUUUUUGUGGGUAAUCUUCCUUUUAGUGUAGAAAGUGCUGAUCUUGCUGAAUUGUUCGAACAAGCUGGUACUGUUGAGAUGGUUGAGGUGAUAUAUGAUAAAAUUAGUGGAAGAAGCAGAGGAUUUGGGUUUGUGACUAUGUCAUCCACCGAUGAAGUUAAGGCUGCAGUGGAGCAAUUCAAUGGCUAUGAAAUCGAUGGGAGGCAAUUGAGGGUGAACUCUGGUCCUCCUCCACCAAAGGAUGAUUAUUCCUCGAGGCCACCCCGAAUUGGUGGUGGUGGUGGUGGCGGUGGUGGCGGUUUCGAUUCUUCCAACAGGUGUUAUGUUGGCAACCUUUCAUGGGGUGUCGAUGAUUUAGCACUUGAAACCUUGUUCAAUGAGCAAGGAAAAGUUUUGGAAGCCAAAGUGGUUUAUGAUAGGGAGACUGGUAGAUCAAGGGGUUUUGGAUUUGUCACUUACGGCUCUGCUGAAGAGGUCCAGAGUGCAAUUGAUUCUCUAGAUGGCGCUGAUUUGAAUGGUAGAUCAAUCCGAGUGAGCGUGGCAGAAGCAAGGCAAAGGCGCCAAUUUUGAGUGUUGCAGCUUAGUCUUAAAUUUGUAGGUUUUACAGUAAUAUUUACUCUAUUUGUUCUGCACUUAGAUUUUUACUCUUGUUACUUGGCACUACUUGUGAGUGAUCUCUAAGGUUUAUGAAUCCCAACCGACUAAUUGUGCUCAAAACAGAUACUCGAGAGUCGCUGGUGCUAUGUGAAUCUGCUUUACGACGAGACGUAGUAUAAGGCUUCCUCUGAUCACUGUUUUUAAGUAUACCUAUGAACUGUGAACAAACUAAUAUAUCUUGAAAGGGUAACAUGAACUGCAUGUUUAUAAU